Molecule: messenger RNA, 2552 nt
Organism: Falco peregrinus (peregrine falcon)
Lineage: Eukaryota; Metazoa; Chordata; Aves; Falconiformes; Falconidae
Gene: ARID5A
Product: AT-rich interaction domain 5A
Biological process (GO): regulation of transcription by RNA polymerase II
Cellular component (GO): nucleus
Molecular function (GO): transcription cis-regulatory region binding
Source: RefSeq, a predicted model, not a curated record
CUGUUCCUCAGUUUCCCCAGGACCCCUCCUCAAAUCACCAACUCUCCCCCCAUGGAGGACAACCAAGAGCAGCCACGAGACCCCCAAGAGCCCACUGACACCAAACCGGCGGAGGCUCCGAUCCCGGAGGAUGGCUCCGAGCGGGAGAAACCGGUGGAAGAAGCAACAACGGGAGGUGAGAAGGAAGAGGAGGAAGCCUUCCUCGUCAGCCUCUACAAGUUCAUGAAGGACCGACACACGCCCAUCGAGAGGAUCCCCCACCUCGGCUUCAAGCAGAUUAACCUCUGGAAGAUCUACAAAGCCGUGGAGAAGCUGGGAGCCUACGAGCUGGUGACGGGGCGACGGCUCUGGAAGAACGUUUACGACGAGCUGGGGGGCAGCCCUGGCAGCACCAGUGCGGCCACUUGCACCCGGCGGCACUACGAGAGGCUGGUCCUCCCGUACGUGCGGCAUCUCAAGGGGGAGGAUGACAAGCCUCUGCCCCCCAGCAAGCCCCGCAAGCAGUACAAGGUCUCCAAGGGCACCGAGACGGGCGAGAAGAGCAAGAGGGCCAAGAAGGAGAAGGGCCGGGAGCAGAUGCCUCCAGACAAGGCGAAGCCGGAGGUGGCAGCCGGCACGGAGGACACGAGGGAUGCCCCAGAGCGGGGCCGGGCAGCUGAGGGGUGCUCCAGCCCGGUGGUCCCCACCCCGAGCCCCUUGGAGGGGUGUCCCGGCCCCUGCAGGACCCACCCCGAAACCUACAAGCGCCUUUUCUCCAGCUUCUACUCCAAAGGCAACCACCCCAUCAUGUCACCGCUGGCCAAGAAGAAGCUGCUGGCCCAGGUGAGCAAGGCAGAGUCCUUGCCCUGCCACAAACGCCACCACCCCGAGGGCCGGCAGCCGGCGAGCGACGCUGGCCCCGAGCCCCCCCGGCCGGCCACUGGCCCCCACCUCAAUGAGCAGAGGAGCCCGGAACCCUCGGGAGCUCAGGAUACAGCUCCGAGCGUGGGGAACGAGGUGGGACCCAUCACCGGCGAGGUGGGACCCAUCACCAGCGCGUCCCCCGGUGGGAGAGACAGCCAGCACUGCCCCCGGGCCGAGGACGGGUGCCCGGCCCCCGCCGUCUUCACCGGCUGCUUCCACGCCUACCGCAACGAGGUGCUGAAGCCCGUCGGCCGCCACCCCCUCUGGGGGUAUUUCUCCAGCUUGAAGGAUUUUUUGGAGCCGCCUUCCACCUUCCCAUCGCGAGCCGAGGAGCCGGAGCAGCCCCAAGACCUGCGGAGCAAAGCGGGGCAGCCGUGGGGCGGGGAGAGCCGGCGAGCGGGUGCCCGCGCCACCGUCCGAGCCUGCUGGGUGCCCCCCGGCGCCGCCUUCGCCCCCGCCGCGCCCAGGGCCAAGCACGGCCGGGAGGAGGAGGCGGCGUUCGCCCCCAGCGCCAAGCUACGCGCCAUCUCCCCCUUCCUCACCGAGGCCGAUGGCGGGGACACGGGCACUGGCUCUCCGGGGGGCCAGCAAGGGUUGGCCAAACCCAAGGCUGUGGUGGCCAGCCCCGGCUACGCCGCGCCGCUGCCGCAAGCCCCGGACGUUUACAAGGGAGCGAUGCUGCAUUUCCCAGCGAGUUUUGGGAGUCCACUGGAGCACCUUAAAACCCAGGGAGUGCCGGCGGCACCGUCCCUCUCCGUCAACCCCUUCAUCAUUCCCGCUUUUCCCAGCCCUUUGGUAGCCACCUCCACGCAGCCUUCCGACCUGUGCCGGCCGCUGGCGACCGGCCCCGGGCACUACCCGGCGGCGUCCUACGAGAGCUCGCUGCGGCACCGGCUCUACCCGGCGGCCACUUGGCACACCCCAGCCACUUACACCUCACCGCGUGUGCCGGCCUUCCACCGCCACGCCAAGCUGUAGCGCUUCCAUCCCUCUCCGGAUCGGCCUCGUUCCGUGCGGAAAAAGGAGCCGGCUGCGAUGCCGCAGUGGCUGAGCUGGGCAACGAGGAACGUGCCGGAGCCGGUCACCGCUUCCGAGCCCACGGGAACGGGGCCGAGAGGAGCCAAGCUGGACUGUGACAUUUUUACUUUUGAUCUUAGAGCUGUUUGUAUCCGACAUCGUUACGCCGGGGACUUAACUACCAGUAUCACGAGGUUAUAUAUAUAUUAUAUAUAUAUAUAUAUACACACACAUACACACAUAAAAGAAAAAAGAAAAAAAAAAAAAAGGGAGCCAAACAGGUUGUGGAGGUUUCUGUUUUGCUGGAGAUGCUGUGCCCCAGGGCGCUUCCGCAGGGUGCGGCGAGGAGGCUGAGCCGGGCGGGCGGUGGUUAUUCCCAUCCCACCGCACCCGGGGCCCUGGCUGGCUCACAGCACGUGAUGCAAACUUGAGUUUGAAUCACGUUGCCUCCAUCCGGGGUUCCAGAGGGUUGGGGGUUUUUUUUUUUAGGGAUUUGGGACUGCAGCAAGCGGCUGCUGCGUUGGGUGUCAGCCUGGAAAGCGCUCUGGCCGCUCCGCUCGCUGCUGCUCCGUGCCUGGAGCAGCCGCAGCGGCUGCGCCGGGUGGCAAAUAAAACUGGCUGGAUGUUCCCGA